AUGGUUGUUCGAGACUUUUCUUUCUUGCAUGUUCGAUUCCCACCCUAACGCCAUCAUCACAGACCAAUGUCAGGCCAUGCAAAACGCGAUAAGUCAAGUUUUUCCAAAUGCACGUCAUUGUUGGUGUUUAUGGCAUAUCAUGAAUAAAGUUCCUGACAAGUUUAAGAGUUACGACCUGUAUAAGCCCAUUAAAAAAUCCCUCAAGAAUGCUGUAUAUGAUUCCUUGAAUCCAGAGGAGUUUGAACAAAAUUGGGCAAAUCUCAUCCAACAAUUUGAUCUACAGAGCAAUGAUUGGCUAGCUGGAUUGUACGAGGGGAGGCACCGAUGGAUACCGGCAUUUCUUAAGGAUAUCUUUUGGGCGGGGAUGUCAACAACCCAACGAAGCGAGAGCAUGAAUUCCUUCUUUGAUGGCUACAUCCAUUCCAAUACCACCUUGAAGGAAUUUGUGGAGCAAUAUGACAAUGCCUUACGUAAGAAGGUGCAAAAAGAAGAUGAGGCAAACGCCCAUUCCUUGAAUGUUCGAAUUCAGAAGGUGUCGCCUUAUAAGUUUGAGGACCAAUUUCAGCAAGCAUACACAAUUGCGAAAUGCAAGGAAUUCCAAGAACAAGUAGCCUUAAAGAUUGGGUGCAAUUUGACUACUGGACCGGUAGUAAAUGGUAUUUCAGAGUUUCACAUUGAACAAGACAUUCUAGUUGGAAAGAAAAAAGAUAGAUCUAAAACUUGUACUUUUCUUGUUCAUUUUAAUGAGGAGUCAAGAGAAACUAAUUGCAAUUGUCGGUUGUUCGAGAGUAGGGGGAUGGUGUGCACGCAUAUGAUCUCGGUUUGAUCAAAAAAGAAGCUUGAAGUAGUACCUGAUAAAUACAUUCUACGACGAUGGAGCAAAAACUUGGUAAGGAGUCACACAAAAAUUAAGGUCAGUUAUGUAAAUUGGACAUGCAAGCCCGAAUUUGUUCGCUAUGACAGUUUGUUGAAGCUAUUCAAUGAGGCCGCUGAUAAGGCCAUGUAUUCAAUUGCGAAGACGGAUAGGAUGGCGGCUAGGUUGCGAGAUAUUAAAGCUGAGAAUGACGUAGACGAUGAGGAAUGUGUAAGCAAUAUGCCUACAGUUGAAGAUGCAGAAAUUGAUAUGGAAAGUGUCCAAGAUAAAUCAAUUACCCUCGGCGAUCCAAGUAAAGGUCCUCGGAGAGGGCGACCGCCGACUAAGAGGAAGCAAUCAAUGACUGAACAAAUUAUUAGGAAGAAUAUGAAAUCAAACAAAAGGGUCCAAUGUAGUCGCGCCAAUGCAAAGAGUAUACCGGAUGUGGAAGACCAUACUCAUGCUAUGGGAUUUGACGGGAUUGUCACGCAAGAGGGUGGAGUCGUUACUUCAUCUCAGGGAAGUGUAGGAUAUCUCGGUACGUGGAACUAUGACCUUAAUGAAUCUCCAUUUGAUUUGGGACAUGAUUAUAGGUUGGAAUGAUACUCUUGAGAUACUACUGAUGCUGCUUUUUGAUGGAAUAAUGCUGUUUUUUGGUGCCUUAUUCACUUGAGAUACUACUGAUGCUUUUUGAUGGAAUGAUGCUGUUUUUUGGUGCCUCAUUCACUUGAUUACUAAUGCUGCAUUUUUAUGGAAUGAUGCUAUUUUUUGGUGCCUCAUUCCCAUGUCCUUCUUGGGAGGCAAGGAGUUGGAGCUUUUUAGUUCACUUGUAUAUUAUGUUAGUUGUGGAGGAAAACCUUGCUAUGAAUUUAUGACUGCUUGUAUAUCAGAAUUGCAAUUUUUUGUACAUGUAAUUGCAGUUUUUUUUUUUGCUUGGAAUGCAACUUCCAUUCCCAUGUAUUUGUCCCAUGCUUUGGUUCAUUCAACAAGCUUAGUUUGUAUCCGUGUCGUGUCGUGUCCUAUGGAGUUUGUGGCACAUAAUGAAAGCUUGAACGUUUUCCUUUUCCUUCCCAAUUUAUUAAUUUGGACCAGGCCAAAUUUGUAUGGCACAUGAGGAAAGUCCUUGCCCAUGUGCCUCACAUAGGGGAUAGAUUAGCUUCUCUUUAUAAGAAUGGAUCAGUUCAUUGUUCCAAGUUUCUGCAUUGUACUUCUUUGGUCUGAUAGAUUUUGGAGGAGCAACUUGCUAU
Messenger RNA from Rhododendron vialii, 2100 nucleotides. RefSeq lists its product as uncharacterized. The coding region runs from base 1001 to 1456 and encodes 151 amino acids. The transcript has 4 exons. NCBI's taxonomy places the organism in Eukaryota, Viridiplantae, Streptophyta, Magnoliopsida, Ericales, Ericaceae. The record is from RefSeq and is a predicted model, not a curated record.